Xenopus tropicalis (tropical clawed frog) is the source of this 4742-nucleotide messenger RNA. It is a transcript of the gene myo1e, whose product is annotated as myosin IE, gene 1. Bases 312 to 3554 code for a protein of 1080 amino acids. Gene Ontology annotation, molecular function: ATP binding; cytoskeletal motor activity. The transcript is spliced from 28 exons. The record is from RefSeq and is a predicted model, not a curated record. Gene Ontology annotation, cellular component: myosin complex. Lineage: Eukaryota; Metazoa; Chordata; Amphibia; Anura; Pipidae.
ACGGCCCCGGGCUGGAACAUUGGUUUUCAUUGUGAGUCGUAUGACUGAGUGAGGGAAAUAGGAGCAGUAGGCUGAGCUGUGCAGCAUCCCAGUGGCACAAGAGUCUCAAGGCACAGCAGGCAGUUCCCCUUCCAGGAACUGAGAGUGAGUGGAUCCUUGUGUGGCUCUGCGCGGCGCCUGUCUGGAUGUGGCCGGUACUCGCUUCUGUAGGAGAACGUGUGUGAGACCCUUCAUGUAGAGCCCGGCUUGGGUACGAACUACUUCUUCAGACCUUCUGCCCCUCUGAGUCAUCCCCCGACUGAGCCUGCACAAUGGGCAGCAAAGGACAUUACAGAUACCACUGGCAAAGCCACAAUGUCAAGCACAGCGGAGUGGAUGAUAUGGUUCUUCUCUCAAAAAUUACAGAAGAUUCUAUAGUAGACAAUCUAAAGAAACGUUAUAUGGAUGACUUCAUCUUUACAUACAUCGGGCCGGUGCUCAUCUCAGUGAAUCCCUUUAAACAGAUGCCUUACUUUGGAGACAAGGAAAUAGAAAUGUACCAAGGAGCUGCUCAGUAUGAGAAUCCACCACAUAUCUAUGCGCUGGCUGACAAUAUGUACAGAAACAUGAUCAUAGACAGGGAAAACCAAUGUGUUAUUAUAAGUGGUGAAAGUGGAGCAGGUAAAACAGUGGCUGCAAAAUACAUCAUGAGCUAUAUCUCGAAGGUUUCUGGAGGUGGCCCUAAAGUGCAGCAUGUUAAGGAUAUCAUUCUGCAAUCAAAUCCUUUGCUUGAAGCUUUUGGAAAUGCCAAGACAGUACGGAAUAACAACUCAAGCAGAUUUGGAAAAUACUUUGAAAUACAAUUUAGCCCAGGGGGAGAACCAGAUGGCGGAAAGAUCUCUAAUUUUUUGCUGGAAAAAUCUCGUGUGGUAAUGAGAAACCCAGGAGAAAGAAGCUUUCACAUUUUUUACCAGUUGAUUGAAGGUGCAUCAAAAGACCAAAGGGAGAGUCUGGGAAUCACAAGCUUAGACUACUAUAACUACCUUAAUCAGUCCGGGUCCUACAAAGUAGAUGAUAUUAAUGAUAAGAGAGACUUUCAGGAAACCAUGCAUGCAAUGAAUGUCAUUGGAAUCUCUGCCGAAGGACAAGCCAUGGUUAUGCAAAUAGUAGCGGGAGUCCUUCACUUGGGAAAUAUCGGCUUCAAAGAGAAAGGCAACUACGCAGCUGUAGAAAAUGAGGAAUUCCUAGCCUUCCCUGCCUUUCUAUUGGGGAUAAAUCAAAGCCGCCUGAAGGACAAGCUGACCAGCAGACAGAUGGACAGCAAGUGGGGAGGGAAGUCAGAAUCAAUUAAUGUGACACUAAAUGUGGAGCAAGCCUGUUACACCAGAGAUGCUCUUUCCAAGGCGCUUCAUUCUCGUGUGUUUGAUUACCUGGUUGAUUCUAUUAAUAAAGCUAUGAAGAAAGAUCAUGAGGAAUAUAAUAUUGGAGUCCUGGAUAUCUAUGGUUUUGAAAUAUUUCAGAAAAAUGGAUUUGAACAAUUCUGCAUCAAUUUUGUAAAUGAGAAACUACAACAGAUUUUUAUAGAGCUAACUCUCAAGGCAGAACAGGAAGAGUAUGUUCAAGAAGGAAUCCGAUGGACCCCGAUAGAGUACUUCAAUAACAAAAUUGUAUGUGACCUCAUUGAGAACAAAGUGAAUCCUCCUGGGGUGAUGAGUAUUUUGGACGAUGUCUGUGCCACGAUGCAUGCAGUAGGUGAAGGGGCAGAUCAGACACUUUUGCAGAAACUACAGAUGGCUGUUGGGACUCAUGAACAUUUUAAUAGCUGGAAUCAGGGCUUUAUAAUACACCAUUAUGCUGGGAAGGUGUCCUAUGAUGUCGACGGAUUCUGUGAGAGGAAUCGGGAUGUUCUUUUUAUGGACCUCAUUGAACUAAUGCAAAGUAGCCAGCAGCCUUUCAUGCAAGCUCUGUUUCCUGAAAAUCUUCAAGCAGAGAAAAAAGGGCGUCCUACCACUGCAGGUAGUAAGAUCAAGAAACAAGCUAAUGAUUUAGUCAACACUCUAAUGAAAUGCACGCCACACUACAUUCGCUGCAUCAAACCCAAUGAAACCAAGAAACCCAGAGACUGGGAGGAGAGUAGGGUCAAGCAUCAGGUUGAAUAUCUUGGAUUGAAGGAAAACAUACGUGUGCGCCGUGCUGGAUAUGCAUACAGAAGGGUAUUCAAGAAAUUUCUACAAAGAUAUGCAAUCCUUACCAAAGAGACCUGGCCAUCUUGGAAGGGAGAUGAGAAGAAGGGAGUUCUCCACCUACUGCAUUCUGUUAACAUGGACUCUGAUCAGUUUCAACUUGGCAAAACCAAAAUCUUUAUUAAAGCCCCAGAGUCUCUCUUUCUGCUGGAGGAGAUGCGUGAGAGAAAAUAUGACGGCUAUGCACGCUCAAUUCAGAAAGCCUGGAGGAAGUAUGUUGCACGGAAGAAAUACGUGCAGAUGAGAGAGCAAGCAUCUGACCUGUUCCUUAACAAAAAAGAAAGAAGACGGAAUAGCAUUAACAGAAAUUUUAUUGGUGACUACAUUGGCAUGGAUGAGCGCCCAGAGCUUCGGCAGUUUGUGGGAAAAAGAGAGAAAAUUGAUUUUGCUGACACUGUUACUAAAUAUGACAGAAGGUCUAAGGGUGUGAAACGGGAUCUUAUUUUAACCCCAAAAUCUGUGUACCUGAUUGGGCGGGACAAGAUGAAACAGGGUCCGGAGAAGGGGCUGGUGAAAGAAGUUUUAAAAAAGAAGAUUGACGUAGAACGUAUUCUCUCUGUCUCUUUGAGCACUAUGCAAGAUGAUUUCUUUAUACUCCAUGAACAAGAAUAUGACAGCCUGCUGGAAUCACUAUUCAAAACGGAAUUCAUAAGUCUUUUAUCUAAGCAUUAUGAGGAAAAGACGCAAAGGAAACUACCUCUAAAAUUUAACAAUAUUCUUGAUAUGAAGUUAAAAAAGGAAAACUGGGGCCCAUGGAGCGGAGGGGCUGGCUCCCGCCAAGUGCAGUUUAUUCAAGGAUUUGGAGAUUUAGCAGUGUUGAAACACAGUAGCAAGGUGCUCCAGGUCAGCAUUGGACAAGGCCUGCCGAAGAACUCCCGUCCAACCAGACGGAACAUUACAAAUGGAAGAGGCAAUGCUAGUAAAUCUAAGUCUUACCCAAUCAGAGCUGCCCCACCACCACCAGGAGCACAUCAGAAUGGAAUUAUAAUGAACCCUCCAUUUGGGCAUCAACCACCAAAAGCAGCCAGACCAUAUAACAACUCUCGAAUGUCUCAUUCCUCUGCGGACCACCCAACCUUACCAAGUGCCCGUCGGCAGUCAACAAACAGACCUCCUCCAGCUGGCGGAAGGCCUAAACCUCAGCCUAAGCCCAAACCACACGUGCCUCAGUGCAAGGCUCUGUAUGCAUAUGAUGCACAGGAUACUGAUGAGCUCAGCUUCAAUGCCAAUGACAUCAUUGAAAUUAUCAAAGAAGACAGCUCAGGGUGGUGGACAGGAAAACUACGAGGCAAACAGGGACUUUUCCCCAACAAUUAUGUUACCAAAAUAUAGGAUAGACUGAAUGAAGAAUAAGGCAGAGUGGGCUCUAUGACACUCCUACAGGAACAUUUAUACUUCUAAUGCUGUGUGUACUCAUGGAGCCACCCCCACCAUUCAAGGCAACAAUGGAUCAUCGAAGCACUGAACUGAAAAAAUAUAUUUAUUGUAUUUUAUCCUAAAUAAAACUUUUUCUGCCAGAGUGGCCCAGAAUGCAUUGCAGAGCAAUGUGCUUGCGGCCUGCCUGCCAGUAGAAACCAGUAGGCAGUGAAAGUUGGCUUGGGUUUCCUAUAGCGCAGUGACAUGUUUGCCUGUCGCAUGGGUUGUGAUAAUAAGUGCCUUUAAUUUUAAUAAUGUUCUUAACUUAUAUGAUGAUGAUGUAUAUGCACAAUUCUAUUCUUCGUUUGCAUUGGGAUGAAGGAAACUCUUUCAGAUGCUGCUAAAACAUUGCAAUAUAUAUUUUUACUGUUGGCAGGAAUGGCAAGUAGUGUUCAUAGCAAUAUUGUAUGUUCCUUCAUGGUUGCAGCAGGACUGGGGGUGCAGAGAACUGAAUGAGUUUAUCCUGCAUAAUCUUUUAUUAAAAUAUGGCUGGACCAUGUUACUGUCAGAAUGCGAUUACCUGUUACAGGACACGUCUCUUAAGCUGUACAUUUUUAUAGCAAAUCCUAUAUACUGUAUAUACAUAUAUAUAUAUAUAUAUAAAGUGAACCCAUGUAUGAAUGUAUAAUGUAGUACUCCACUGUAUUUAUGGGAAAUGUAGUUUUAAUAACUGUACCAGGUACUUAGGAAAAAAAACACACUUCGGUAUUUAAUGCUUUUUAUCAUCUGCUGGUGCUUACGAAGGAAAUGCAAUUGGUAAGAGGCAUUUCCUGAAAUCAAAUGAACAGAAAGCUUCCCCUGAUUGAUGCUCACUCGCUUUAUUGCCCCAGGCUGUGCCAUGGGCUUCCCAACCUGGGAUAAGGAAGAGUCCAGUAGGAGGCGCUGUGUAUGUGUGUCCCAGUUUGCAGACUUGCUGGGCAUUGGGUGUUGGUAAGAUGAGCAAGUGGUGUGUAUGUGCAGGAUUGUAGAGCAGAAAUAGGAGAGAUAAGUGAAGUGUAUGCAAGAACAAUGAAGCACAUUAACAGUACUUUCAUACUGAUCCAAUACUGCAUGGGUUGGGGAACCCUGGAAGUCAUUAAUAAACAUAUUUUGUCUUUACCAAGA